AUGAAGUCCAUUCUCCUAGCUGCCGUCGCCGCCGGCGCCUCGGCGCACACCAUCUUCUCCUCGCUCGAGGUGGACGGGAAGAACUACGGCAUCGGCAACGGCGUCCGCGUGCCCUCGUACAACGGCCCCAUCCAGGACGUCACGUCCGACUCGAUCGCCUGCAACGGCCCACCGAACCCAACUUCGCCCACGGACACGGUGAUUGACGUGCAGGCCGGCGACACGGUGACGGCCGUGUGGCGCUACAUGCUGAGCACGACCGGCAGCGCGCCCAACGACAUUAUGGACUCGAGCCACAAGGGCCCCAUCAGCGCGUACCUCAAAAAGGUCGACGACGCCCGGACCGACAGCGGCGUCGGCGACGGCUGGUUCAAGAUCCAGGAGGACGGCCUCGACGCCAGCGGCGUGUGGGCCACCACCAAGAUCAUCAACGGCCAGGGGCUGCACCACAUCACCAUCCCCACGUGCAUCGAGCCGGGCCAGUACCUCCUCCGGGCGGAGAUGCUCGCGCUGCACGCGGCGAGUAGCUACCCUGGCGCGCAGUUCUACCAGGAGUGCGCGCAGAUCAACGUCAUUGGCGGCACGGGCACUGCGUCGCCCAGCACCGUGGCUCUGCCUGGCGCUUACCAGGGCUCUGACCCCGGUAUCACGCUCAGCAUCUACUGGCCUCCGGUGGAGAACUAUGUGAUUCCGGGACCUGACGUCUUCCAGUGCUAG
Molecule: messenger RNA, 717 nt
Organism: Emericellopsis atlantica
Lineage: Eukaryota; Fungi; Ascomycota; Sordariomycetes; Hypocreales; Bionectriaceae
Product: glycoside hydrolase family 61 protein
Exons: 2
Coding region: 1-717 (238 amino acids)
Source: RefSeq, a predicted model, not a curated record